AUGUAAUAAUAGAAUAAUACAUACUAUAACAUAAAUGAUCUUCUCAAUACUGAUUUAAGUAAUUUCAGUAAUCUUAACAUAUAAUUAGAGAACUGCUCGAUUCCUAACUAAGAAAUGAUUGUUAAGCUUAAAAGUUCUUUAGAAGAAUGCACAUAAAUUCAAACAUUAAUUUUGAAUCUGGAAUAAAAUGAGAUUGAAUGUGAUUAAAUAAGAUUAUUAACUGAUGAUUUACCUAUAUACAAGGAUCUCAAUACUCUUUAACUUCUAUUAAGCUAAAAUCAGAUUUCACAGUAAGGGGCAUCUAUUUUAGGGUCUUUUUUAAAGAAAUGCUAGCAAUUAAAAAAGCUUAAAAUUGAUAUAUCGGAAAACUAUAUUGGUUCUGAUGGUCUGUCUGAAUUAGCAAAUGGUAUUUAAACAACCUAAAGUAUUUAACAUCUAGAAUUCUAGAUUGGAAAUAAUUACAUUGAAGAUGACGGAGCUUUGGCUUUAAGUAAAGCUUUAACUUACUUAAGUGCUUAAUUAACUGAUUUAAUCAUUGAAUUAAAUGAAAACAAAAUCACUGAAGUAGGAGCAUAUAAAAUUAGUGAAGCUUUAAGUGUAUGUAAAGAUCUUAAAACAUUAGAACUAUAUUUAGACUCAAAUAGCAUAGGCGAUAGAGGAGCUUCAAGUAUAGCGACAGGCAUAAGUAAAUGCACUCAAUUAACAUUUUUAAAAUUGGAUUUAUCGCAAAGCGAAAUAGAAGAUGAAGGAACAUGCUAAUUAGGUGAAAAGUUAAGUAGUUUUUAAUAUUUAACAAAUGUGCAUAUUAGUUUAGAGAAUAAUAAAAUUCGUGAUAAAGGGAUAUCAAGUAUUGCUAUUGGUUUGAGCAACUGCAAAUAAAUUACUAAUUUAAGUCUUAGAUUAAAGAGGAAUAAAAUUGAUUAAGAAGGAGCAAAUGCUAUUGGAGUAGGAAUAAGUACCCUCUCCAAUCUCACACAUAUUUUACUAUAUUUGUGUGAAAAUAGAUUAGGUGAAAGAGGAGCUUCAAAUAUUGCAUCAGGUUUAAGUAAAUGCACUUAGAUUAAAGAAUUAUCACUUAGUUUAGCCUCAAAUAAAAUCAAAGAUCAAGGAGCAAAUGCUGUUGGUGAAGCUUUAAGUAAUUGCAAAAAUCUAAAUAAGCUAGAAUUAUGGCUGAAAAAAAAUGAAAUCAGUGAUGUAGGAACAAAUAGUAUCGCAGCAGGUUUGAAUAACUGCUAACAAAUAACAUCUUUAUUAAUAAGCUUAUUUAAAAAUAAAAUUAUAAAUGAAGGAGCUUGUGCCAUUGGUACAACAUUAAGUAAAUUAACCAAUAUUACAGAACUUAAAAUGUUCUUCGACCAAAAUAAGAUAGAUGAUGUAGGAAUUUCUGGUAUUGCUAAUGGUUUAAGUAACUGCUCUCAAAUUAAAACAUUAGACUUUAGCUUUUUCGGUAAUAAUUUGACUAGCUAAGGAUAUUCAUAAAUAGAUUAAUGUCUUUACAGCAUGAAAAAUUUAAUACUGCUACAAUGCGAUUUAAGUGAUGGAGAAAAAUUACUAAAAUCGAAGGAAAUACUAAACUGUAACAAUAUAAAAGUACUGAAUAUAAUUCUAACAAAAUGCUAAUCAGAGAGUGAAAUGAUGUAUCACAAAAUAAAAGCACUUAAGAUAAAAAGACUUGUUAAAUUAUAGUUAGAAAUCGACUGA
This is a messenger RNA of Tetrahymena thermophila SB210, 1701 nucleotides long. RefSeq names its product tetratricopeptide repeat protein. NCBI's taxonomy places the organism in Eukaryota, Ciliophora, Oligohymenophorea, Hymenostomatida, Tetrahymenidae. The transcript has 20 exons. Gene Ontology annotation, biological process: nucleocytoplasmic transport; activation of GTPase activity. Gene Ontology annotation, cellular component: nucleus; perinuclear region of cytoplasm; cytosol. The record is from RefSeq and is a predicted model, not a curated record. Gene Ontology annotation, molecular function: small GTPase binding; GTPase activator activity.